CUGCUCCCGGCGCUCCCGGCCCCGGCGGCCGGGCUGCAGCAGCGAGCUCGCCCCCAGCUCCGCACCCUGCUUGACUGAAACUUUCUGUGUGCUUUCCUUUCCAGCUGCCCGCCUUGCUAGGCUAAGGGAGCGACAUGGUGGCCACCUGCUUGCACCUGGCUGGAUUUGUCUGCAGCUUUAUUGGGUGGAUCGGGGUGGUUGUCGCAACUGCCACCAACGACUGGGUAGUGACUUGGGGCUACAACAAUCACCAAUCGUCUUUCCUUGCCUUGCCCACAGGGUACGUCCAAGCGUGUCGAGCACUGAUGAUCGCCGCCUCCGUUCUGGGUCUUCCGGCUAUUUUCUUGCUGAUAACGGUCUUGCCCUGUAUCCGGAUGGGCCAUGAGCCUGGAGCUGCCAAGUACCGCCGUUCCCAGCUGGGAGGGAUCCUCAUCAUUCUCCUGGGUAAGGCGCCCGUCUGCCCCGCAGGCGUGCGGAGCGGGAGGUCUUCCUCCACUUCAGCACAGCGCGGUGCAAGUCGGUUGAGCAUGUUCACCUGAAAACAUGUUCGUCUGGGCUUGGCUGUGCCUGAAGUACUACAGUAUUGCUGCAGUCUGCGGGGCGAACAGAAGGCGUAAACACAAGGAGGAGGACAAAGAGAGGAGGCAGGGAGGAGAGAGGAGGGCUGUGAGGCCCUACUGUGCAUUGUCUUACGGAGUCCCCUGGCACAGAGCCUCACGCGAGGCCACCGCCUGUGUCUGCGGGAGGGUGAUAGCAGCGACACGCAGACAGCUGCCUGCAGGCGCUGGGUUUUGCUGGUUUGCUGUGGAAGCGUUACUAUUUUUGGAGGAGGGUCUAGACUCCCAAGCUGCUUGCAGGGAAAGAACAGCCUCCGAAUUUUCCCUGCGCAUUGCAGAUGCACCCAAGUCAAAGCAAGCUGAGACAUAGGCGGAGGGAAGCGCAUGACUGCGAGUGUGCUGGUCCUGCAGGGACAGCAGGGGAGGAAGAAAGGAGGUGACAUAGACCGGGGGAGAAGGAUGACGUGUCCCCUGUGCCUCCCGAGCCCACCCCUCUCUGCCCCACCAGCCUUGCCCUUGGCCUCCAAGUUCCCCUGGGAAUUUCUUCCCGUUCUUGGUGCCUGCAGAGGAGAUUGUUUUGAGCAGCUUGGACUGUGGAGCUCAUUGUCCCAAGUGCAGCACCUGCAUGUUCUUGAAGCCUCGUCAUCUCAACAACAGGCUGCGGUGCCUUGUUUUCACCCGUUUGUUUGGCAGAGGAGGAGGGGUGAGGGAAAGUGGCCCCUUUGUGCGGCUCUGCCGGCUGCUGGCAGCCAGCGCUGACAUCAUGCUCGUCUUCUUCUUUCUUCUUCUUCUCCUUCUUUUUUUUUCAAGUGGGCGCUGGAUGUAGCUGCCACAACAGAGGUAGUCAGUGCUCUGCCUUGGAGAGCUGCUGUCUUUAUGCAGUCGGCUGGGGAAGAGCUCGUGAGAGGCAGACGGGAGAGAAGGAGGGGGCUGAGCGCAGGGCAGCAGGUCCGAGCUGUGCCUGCUCGCAGCGGGUGUCCUCUGUCCGCUCCUUGCUUCGAGAGCUUCCUUGGCGAGAAGCAGUCAGAACGAGUCAGUACCUUAACCCUCACCCCAGUCUAAGGGGAAGUGCAGUCAGACCGAGACCCACGGGACCUUUCAAUGCCUUUGGGCUUUAAAGGGACAUUGCCACAGCUGGAAAUCCUAAAAUCAGGAUUUUAGGAUUUCCAGGCCUUUUCCAGGGCCUGCUUCUGGACAGCUUUCCAGAAAAUCCUUAUUACGAAUGGCGAGCUGUUGGAAUGUGGGCGCUCGUCCCUGCCCCAAACGUAUUUGGGCUUGGCAAAGCAAGCAAAAUAGCGCUAUAUUUCCUGUGAGUGAAAUUUUGGGAAGCAGUGACUGAGGCGGCUGGCCCCUGGACACCCUCUGCCGGGGACCUGGGGUGGUCCCCGCAGAGCUGCCCUUCGAGGCAAACAAACCUGGGUUCUCCGUUGCAGUCCAAGAGCGCCGAGCUGUUGGUGAGCCCCGCCGGGUGCAGCCGCCCACGCGGAGCCGAGAGGAUUGCCCGUAGAUCUGCUUUUCCUGUGAGACGGUCCGAGAGGACCCGAUCCCAGCUGACGAAAGCUAAUGGGGCAACAGGAUUAUAGGAUCAGCGCAGGAGACAAAUCAAUUGUGGUGACCAUAUUGCAUGAGGCUGUGAUAGAACAAGCUGAAACCCCAGACCCUUGCGGUGCGGUACCAGCUGUUUUGGGGUCUAGUGUGCCGCUCCCUUACGCUGGUCUUGCUGCGGUGUAACACCACCGAAGAGGACAAGCGUAAGAGGUUAAAUGAAAAAAGUUUUAGUGCUCCAUGAGCCAGAGGAGAAAAAGAGAAACGCUUCUUGUCAAAUUACAAAUGAAGAAUAAAUGUGUCCCUUUUGCUCUGAAGUUCUAAAAAAAAAAAAAAACAAACCACAUUUCUUUUUACAAAACCUAAACUUUUCCAGGCUGAUUAUCAAGACAGUCCCCUUGGAAGAAGAAUGAUGUACAGGGCCUGGGACUUUGACAUUAUUUAAGCUGAUUAAUGAUCUGCUAUUUGAAAAAUGAGGUGCUACUAUUCCAGAGCAUUUAAUAAGUCCGAAUCAGAUCUCAAAAGACAUGAUACUGACUUCAAAGUCAUGAUAUUCUGGAAGUAGUAUGUCCUAGACUGCUCUUAUUUACCUUCCGACCACUCAAUUCUCAUUCCUCAUUUUCAGCAUUUUCUCCUCAACCACAAGGGCUCCAGCCGUAUCCUCUAAAUGGAGGCCAACUCCCAGAGGUCCGGUUAAAAAACAAAACAAAAAAAACCCCAAAACAAAUAAAAACACAGCCCUCCCCAAAAAACAAAACCGAAAACACAUACCGCCACACCAGAUAUACUGAGAAUGGAGAUCUGAUCAUGAGAGCUGAUCCCGUGACAAAUGUUACUCGUCCAGGAAAGGGAUGGCAGUUUAUCAUUGACACUGUUAAAAAGAAAAGCAGGAGCUGAAAACACAAUGUGGAACCAAAAAAAAAAAAAAAAAUUGAAAACUUGCCAGGAAAAAGAUGGGCUCAAAUAUUCCAUUGGUUUUAAUACCCACUGAUAAAAGCAAGCUACAAAGAGCGUGACAUAUGUGUGCACACCCUCCUAUCCCGCCUGCUGGUGUAUUUAUGUCUUUGCUUCAUCCUAUCUGCCCAAGCAAAUUGAUUUGUUGCUGAAAGCAACUGUCAGCAGUGGUUCCCUCUGAACUAGUACGAAAACAUUUCAAAUGGUAGUGUUGAUGGAAAAAACCCUGGUCCAUCCUGUGUUGUUGAUGCUAAUUCAGGGGACCCCUUGCUGGUUACUAAGCGGUCAUUUUCCUAGUGGAGGGGAGGGACGUGGGACGCUGAAAAACACAGAUGAAAAAUAUAUCAGAUGUCAGGAAUUACUACUGCAAAUACCAUAACCAUGGUAUGAAUGCAUAACCAUGUUAUGAAUGAAAGUCUGUAAAAGGCUCUUUUGGACACCGCUUUCUCUCAGAAGAGUUGACUCUUGAGAGCCAAAGUUUGAAUGUGGGUUUUUGUAAGGACUGGGUCUUUUGAGAAGUUGUGAAUAUUAAAAGACCUAUGUAAACAGCACUGUUUCCCCUAAUAGGAAUAAAUCACUUCACACCAUGACACUCAAACUGCGGCUUGAACUUCGAAACGUGGUGCGCUCUUAGGUGGGCGGGUGGCUUGGGGUGGCCGAUCCUCCGCUUUGUGCAGGAGGGGAGCUGGCACACGCUGGGGAAGCACGUCUCCAGGCUGUCACGCGCACACGGACUUUGCUGUGCUGCGCACAAGGAAAAACGACUUUGCACUUUGGGGGCCUGGACCAUGAACUUGAACAUUGUCAGUGGAUACAGUAGAGUUCUGCCAGGCUAUUUUGCUGAAGUGGCUGUUACGAGAUUUACUCAUACAGCCGUUGAUAUCAAAAUGGAAAGAUUGCCUUUAACACAGAACCCCCCACGCCCCCCAUAUAUCUGUUGUUUCAUUCUGCAAGAACAGAUGCUUUGAAAGAGAAAUCCGCAUGACUUUCAGCUGGCAACUCAGAAUAAUUAAAUUUAUCUGUGAAAGGAAAGUAUACUUUCUUCAGCAGAUAACUUCUCUUAGCUUACUGCUAAGGAAUUUGGCAGGGACUCACUGUCCCUUGAGUUAGAUUAAUCCUGCUCCACCUUCCCCACCUCCCCAAGCACCUUCUGUACUUCCUGUUUAGGCAUGCUUCCCCCUAAUUAAAUUAUGCCUGUAACGUCGAACAUUAAGAGUUUCAGUUCAAUGGACCGAGCUAGUGUAGGUCCAUAACGAAAAAGGACGUAAAAAUGUUGGGAGCCUGAGAAGUGGCCCUGUGACUUUACAGAGAUGUGGUGGGCCCAAGGAUAAAGAGCGGGGCGUUACCGGGACGAGCUUGGCAGGCAGAAGCAGCCUCUUUUGCUAGACCGCCUACCCUAGCUGCAAAAAGCGGGCAAGCUUGCCAGUGUGUGUUCACCCCCAAACAUGCCCAUUUUUCCAACUAACCUAGUUGGUCUAAUAAAAUAUAUACCUUCUAUUUGCAGACCUUGCCUUACUUUUGUGCUAGGCUAUGUUGACUGCAACAGCGCUACCAUCAUCUGUACUCAGUCUUAGCUAGGCAGAGGCAAAGGGUCUCUUAGCAUUAGCAUGAAAGAGAAGUAGUCGUAAUUUAUACACAAACAGCUCUUCCUUGUGUGGAGCCCGCUGUGGAACGCGCUGAAGCUUGCCCUAAAACGUCCUUUGCAAUCCCAUCGGGUUGCUUGGCAAAACAACUUUUCUUCAGUCGCAAUCUGCGUCCACCGCCUGAAAGAAAUAUUGCAAUUACAGACUGUCCUUUUCACAUCUUCCUUGGAGGAUUUACCGCCAACUUUAAUCUAUGCAAAGCAAUGAAAACCCGGUGCUGUUUCAGGGCGUUCCUCCUUCUGAGCCCUGGGGUCACUGGUAACUGAGGGCAGCUGGUGGCAUCCAAACAUGGAGAGGUCACACUAACCCAUGGAAGGUCCUUGGCUUGUGUAGCACAGUUUUCUGAGACUGUCAGCAUUAAAAUAAGGUGGUUUUACAUGUAGUUUAGCCGCGUGCACGAGAGAUGCUAUUGUAUUCGUGCCCUUGAGAGCUUCUCUUCGGUCCUGUGUUGUGGGGGAGAGUCUGAAAAGAUAAGGCUCUUACAGUCUAUGGCUCUUACAUAUAGAUGUAUUUAUAUGUAGGCGUAUUUACUGCUGACAGAAAAAAGAAAAGAUGAUUGUGUCUUUUCGGACAACAAAGAACCUCUUUUUCUGCAGCAUUAGAAUGCUUUUCAGAUUCUCAGCUGGUACGUUUUUGUUUUAAAGCAUUAGAGGCUCAUGGCUUGUUUGCAAGACUCGAAUCCAUGCGCAGGAUAAAUGCUAUUCGCCGCUCCCUGCCUUCUCCAAAAGAUUCCUUCCAAAGCCGCAGGGUCUUUGCUUUGAGGAGGCCCCAAAUUAUUACUGGCUUUAUUAGCAUCCUUCAAAUGUUCUUCUCUUUUCCAUAAGAAAAUAUUUUCUCUCAUAAUAGCUGCAGCGAUUGGGGAUGGGUUUUCUGCUGUACUGGCCAGGAGCUCUAGUUUGUUCUCUGCUUUAACUAAACAAUUUUAUUUUUUCUCUCAUCCACUUUUUUUCCUCUUGCAACCUUAACUUUUUGACACUGCCUCAAGAUAUCUUUUAACGCGGUUGGUGGAGAUCUGUAACGCUGCCACAGUCUUGUUAUUGUUUUGCUCUGAUUCUCUGAUAGCCACAAGGAUGGAGUCCUGCACAGCUUGUCCCCGAGGGAAGUAAAUAUUGACAGAUUAAUUCCUCUCAAAUGUACGAGCCAUAAAGGAGUAUUGUUUUAGGACCUGCUCCUGCGAGGUGAUUAACACCGUCAACUCCUGCUGCCCUCGGUGCAUGUUGGGACUUUGCAGGAUGGAGGUAGGACCCUUGGCGAGGGGAGCUGGUGUGCAGCACGGAGAGCGCGAGGCGCGUGCUUUCCCCGGGCGCUGGGUAGCCACGAGCGUGCGCGGCACGCCUGCACGGUCAGGUUUGAGGCUGUCGCCGCUGAUUUACACGGCCCCCAAUCGGUGUGGGUCUGACUGCGCUUGAACCCUCUUGACUGUCCCGAGGAGAUCUGCUCUGCAGGUCACCUGCUUCGCAGACCUCGCCGCGCCGCUGGCUGCUGCCUUCCUGCCCUUUUAUGGAAAAGUCCUAUGGAGUUUCCUCCAAAAAGUGGGGUCCCCAGUCAUUUUUUGACUUGACAGUAGACCUUAGGUAGAAUAUUGUUCUCCUUUUGGAAAACAGUUUGUCCCCAUCACUUGCUGUAGUGGAAAUUUUCCGUAAGGUAGUGGAAUCCGUUUUCCAGAGUCGUGUGACAUUUCCCUC
This is a messenger RNA of Struthio camelus australis, 6384 nucleotides long. The record is from RefSeq and is a predicted model, not a curated record. NCBI's taxonomy places the organism in Eukaryota, Metazoa, Chordata, Aves, Struthioniformes, Struthionidae.